Messenger RNA from Triplophysa rosa, 2981 nucleotides. RefSeq names its product gastrula zinc finger protein XlCGF52.1-like. Bases 1176 to 2396 code for a protein of 406 amino acids. The transcript is spliced from 3 exons. Lineage: Eukaryota; Metazoa; Chordata; Actinopteri; Cypriniformes; Nemacheilidae. The record is from RefSeq and is a predicted model, not a curated record.
UUAUUACACUGUUAUGUUGUACAAUCAUUACAUACCACCAGAAAAUACACAUUAUAUUCAUAUAAUGCAUUAGUCUAUGUGGAACUUUAUUUUUCCUCCACCGUUAUUUCUAAGCCUUAAAUGGCGUAUCACAGACCACAUCAGGCACAUCUGUGAUGUAUCUGCCUGUUUUACACUCUUUGGCCACCAGAUGCCAUUGUGAGCAAAUGAAGCCUCGAGAAAUGAACCCUUUAGUGAACCACUAGGCUGAAAAGCUUCGAUGCUUCAUGAGGCUUCAUCUCGCCACCACUACCUAUUCGUUCGCCUAUUGUUUUUACCUACUAUAUAGUAUGGAAGUAUGCGAUCUCGGGUUCAGCCUUGAGUAUGCCAUUUCGGAUGCAGCCACUAUACUGCAAAAUGGCGUAGCGCGAUUUGGGACGCACGAAGAUACACCUCUCAGAAAACGUUUUAGAUGUUUUUAAAAUUACUUUUUGGAGCACUGGGGUCGCCAGACGGUAGUUUAAUCUAACUUACUUUGUAUAAAAAACCUCAAAUUCGACCAAGGUCGAUAUUUUUCACUUCUUUUGCCUGUAGCUCAAAAUUAGACCGUGCGCAUUGCGACUCAUUUAGCACACUGGUGAGCGCAGAAUAGGAAUAUACAACUUGCAAAGUUAUAUGAGAGGAGAAAAAGAUCUAACUUGCCAUUUAGUUGAUAUUCUGGUUUCUUGUGCUUGUCUUCGCGCAGAGUAGUGUAGUAAUAAAGUCACGGCAAGAUAUUUAAAUCACGAUAAAGAUACUCAAACGCCAGCUAUAAAAAAAACACCGCCCUCGCCGUGUCUGUGUGGCGGGUCGCAAACCACCCUCCGACCCUCGCCGUGUCUGCAUGGAUUUUUUAGUUUUUACGUCACCCAUGCAAGUUUAAUUUGCCACCCAGUACAGUAGGUGGCGAACGUGCUCAUAGUUGUUCUCGCCAUUGAACCAAAAGAAGAAAAAAAUUGUUUCGAUGAACAUUAAACUGCGUAACGUAACCAGAAAUUGAGAAAAAGGUCAAGAGAGAACGUCUUUAAGACAGAUCUGUUUCUCCAAGCCACACAGAGAUCAAGAUUCAUACCUUCAGUGAAGCCGGAAUAAUUUCUAAUGUUACAAAUGAAGAGGUACUUCAUUCAAAAGUAGGAAUAACACUUGAAAAGCGAGUUAUGUGUGACGCAGUCCUGUUAAAAUUCAUUAAAGAGGAGAGUGAAGACAUUAGAGACACCAGCGCAGUGAAAAAUGAAGAUACUGCAGAACAAAGAGACCUUAUGGAACUGGAAGAAACAUGGGUAUCAGUAUGUCCUCGUUGUGGAAAGGCAUUUAGAAGUAAAGAGCAACUUGUGAAGCACAAAAGAAUCCACACUAGAAAAAAGCCUUUCACCUGCACGCAGUGUGAGAAAAGUUUCCCAAGCAAAGGAAGACUUGCUGAUCAUAUGAAAAUUCACUCUGCAGUGCGUCCAUACACCUGUCCUCAGUGUGAAAAGAGUUUCACACAUAAAAGUCAUCUUGUUGUCCACAUGAGAGUUCACACUGGAGAAAAGCCGUACACAUGUCUGCGGUGUGAAAUGAGUUUCUCAACAAAAGGAAAACAUACUGAACACAUGAGAACUCAUACUGGAGAGAGGCCAUACACGUGUCUUCAGUGUGGAAGGAGGUUUAGACAAAAAUUUAGUCUAGAUACCCACAUGAAAAUUCACACUGGAGAAAAGCCAUUCACGUGUCUUCAGUGUGGAAAGAGUUUCAGACAAAACAGUGGUCUUUGGGCCCACAUGAAAAUUCACAAUGGAAAGCGCCUGUAUUCAUGCCUGCAGUGUGAAAAGAGUUUCACGCAAAAUAGCCAUCUUGAGAUCCACACGAGAAUUCACACCGGAGAGCGCCCGUGCACAUGUCCUCAGUGUGGAAAGCGUUUCAGACAACAAAGUAAUCUUAAGAUCCACAAGAGAAUUCACACCGGAGAGCGCCCGUAUGCAUGUCUUCAAUGUGAAAUAAGUUUCACACAAAAACACAGUCUUGAUAAGCACGCAAGAAUUCACGCUGGAGAGUGCCCAUACGUAUGUCUUCAGUGUGAAAUAAGUUUUGCACAAAAAAGACAUCUCGAGAAACACGCGAGAAUUCACGCUGGGGAAAAGCCGCACGCAUGUCUUCACUGUGAAAAGAGUUUUAAACACAAAAGUGUUCUUAAGAACCACAUCAGAAUUCACACUGGAGAAAAGCCAUAUGCAUGUCUUAAGUGUGGAAAGAGUUUCAGACAAAAAGGUCAUCUAGAGGAACACAUGAAAACUCACACUGGAGAACGGCCUUACUCGUGUUCUCUGUGUGGAAAGAGUUUUAAACACAAAAGUUAUCAUAAGAAACACAUGAGAAUUCACACUGAAGAUGAUGUAUAAUGUAAAAGCAAUUCAGAGGACCAUGUAAGAAUUGACACUAUUACAGUCCUCUGUGGAAAGAGUUUCACACAAAAAGGCAGUCUUGAGUCGGAGCCUUGUGGCCGUGUGGACAGUGCGACCCCAGUUCAAGUCCCGGCUCGUGGUCCUUUCCCGAUCCUGCCCUCUCUCCUCCCCAUCACUUCCUGUUUGUCUAUACUGUCCCUGUCAAAAGAAGGCAGUCUUGAGAAACGCACAAGAACUCGAGACGUAGAGCGCUCCUAACCAUGUCUUUUGUGUUUAACAGUGGCUCCGUUCUCACCGUCAGUGUUUAGGGUUGACAUUACAUUUCAUUACACAUUUUAUUUGGACUAAGAAUGUCAUGUGGUGGUGACGUACAUAUUGCAACAUGCAGGUUUUCUGUAUUUACUUUGUGCAUUUACUUAGAUCAUUAUAGGAAAAGUCUGUGAUGUAACAUUAUAGAUUUUAGCAUUUUGAUUCGUAUUCUUUUAUUUGACCUGGUGUUGCAUUUUAAGUUGUAUUUCAUAAUUUCAUUUAUACAAUGAGAAGGAAAAUAAAACUUAUAAGACAACAAACGUGUUUCUUUUU